GUGAAGCUACAACUUACUUGGAAACCAUCAUAUGCGUCCUUUCCAACUUACCAUGUGAAUCCACUGUUUUCUCUAAAACACUCAUAUAUGCAUCCUUAACUUACCAUAUGAAGCUGCACUCUAAAUGGAAACUAUAAUAUGCAUCCUUUUCAACUUACCAUAUGACAUCAACUCAUGUGUCUUGGACUUUAAAUUAUUUACACAUUGGACUAGCACAAUACCACCUCAUUUGGCUCUCCUGAAGCCACUAUUUAUAGAGGUGGAUCCGGAAUUUUAAGUAUAUACUUGCUAGAUGCUAGAAAAUACAACUUAUCGCGUUUUGAAUAAAAUAUGUAUACUUAUUAAGUGGAUCUCUUAACACAAUAUUGAGUUUUGGCUAAAACUAUUAAAUUCUAUCAAACUCGUAACUAUAACUAUAGUUCCGCCCGUUACCAUCUUUUCCAGAAGCAUUUUAUUUCCGAAGCUAUUGUACACCCAUAAAUUCAAAAAAAAACUGUCAUCUCAAAUGUUGGUGAUUAAUUUUGGUCAUUUGCAUUAAUGCAUAAUUUGCCAAGGUGGUAACAGAUCUGUCUUCUUGACAAUUGGAGGCCAUUUUUGGUCAUAUUAUUAACACAUUCUUGCCAAUUUACCAUGGUCUUAAUUACAGUCUGUAUAGAUUUUCUUAAAUUUCUCUCUUUGUCAUACUUAAAUACUCAAUUCCAACAAGUCUCAUCACCACGGAUAAAAUGUUGGCCUAUAUUUUCUUGAUUCUUUUGGCACACCCCUUUUAUGUUAGCCCUGCAAAUACAACACCAAAUGGUAACAAAAGUAUAUUCAUUUUAGCAGGACAAAGCAACAUGUCUGGCAGAGGAGGAGUAGUAAACAACACUUUUGAUGGAUAUAUUCCACCUCAAUGUCAGUCCAAUUCAUCAAUUCUAAGACUAACAAAAGGACUUUCAUGGGAAGUAGCAAAAGAGCCAAUUCAUCAAGACAUUGAUUAUUAUGCAAUUUGUGGGAUUGGUCCUGGCAUGUCAUUUGCUAAUUCAAUCUUGAAAAAUGAUCCAAAAAUUGGUGUUAUUGGUUUGGUGCCAUGUGCUGUUGGGUCCACAAAUAUUAGCCAAUGGUCUAAAGGUUCAUUUUAUUAUAGUCAGAUGCUUAAUAGGACUCGGAUCGCAUUACAAGGUGGUGGGACGCUAAAAUCGCUUCUUUGGUAUCAAGGAGAGAGCGACACUCUGAAUGUUGAGGAUGCUAAAUUAUAUAAAUCAAGGUUACAGAAAUUCUUCAUUGACUUGCGAUAUGACUUGAAAGCACCUUUCCUACCUAUUAUUCAGGUGGCAUUGGCAACAGAACUUGGGCCUUAUAAGAAGAUAAUAAGACAGGCCCAAUUGGGAAUUCACCUUCGAAAUAUGAAAACAGUUGAUGCUAAUGGGCUCAAAGUAGGUCCAGAUUAUGUGCAUCUCAGUACACAAGCACAGGUCCAGCUUGGACAGAUGUUGGCUAAUGCAUUUUUGAAGUUUGCUUCAGAAAAGGAAUAGAAAUCACUAUAAUUUUAUUCAGGAGAUUAGAUUAUGAAUGUA
Messenger RNA from Lycium ferocissimum, 1556 nucleotides. RefSeq names its product probable carbohydrate esterase At4g34215. NCBI's taxonomy places the organism in Eukaryota, Viridiplantae, Streptophyta, Magnoliopsida, Solanales, Solanaceae. The coding region runs from base 726 to 1514 and encodes 262 amino acids. The record is from RefSeq and is a predicted model, not a curated record. The transcript has 2 exons.